AAGCCAGGGCAAGGCAAACAAGGGAAUGCACUGUCUCGUUUCAGGUCGUUCGUUUGCGGUAAUUGUUGCGCCAAUUCUUCUGUCUAUAUUUGUAAUCAAUCAUCUCAAGAAGAAGAAAAAGAGUGCAACAAAAGAGAUCACGGAGGGAGCAUCUGCUCCUUUUUUCAGCACUGAGGGUGAAUACGAUGUAUUCUUGAGCUUCAGAGGCUCAGACACCCGUAAGGGAUUUACUGAUAACCUCUGCCACGGACUUCGCAACAUAGGGUCCAUGCCGAUACACGUGUUCAGAGACGAUGAUAGCCUCUCCAUUGGCGAGGAAUUUAGUUCACAGCUUCGCCACGCCAUUACACAGUCUAAGAUUUCGAUCCCUAUCAUCUCCGAAAAUUAUGCUUCGAGCAAAUGGUGCCUCCGUGAACUCAUUCAUAUGAUGGACUGCAAGAAGAGCAAGUCACACAUAGUAUUGCCCAUUUUUUACAAAGUGGAUCCAUCGCAUGUGCGGUAUUUGAGAGGAAAUUUUGGGAAGGCCUUUGAUUCACGUAAGAAGCGUUUUGAUGAGGAGGAUAUUCAGGAAGGGCGACGAGCACUUGAAGACGUGAGUUACUUAAAUGGAUGGGAAUCUGAGAAAAUUGCCAACGGAUGGACAGUUUAUGAACUUACAGAGCUCUGGGUUCCUUCAAUUGAGAGGACCGGCUUCAAGUGGAGACUCUGACAAACUGUAUUCUGAAUUGAGAUGGCUUCAGUGGCUUGACAUUGACCCCGAUUUGUCUUCUUGGACAACCAAUUUGCGUCUAUCGACAUUAUUGGUGCUGCAGUUGUCAUGCAACCGGAUAACAGAGGAUUGGAGUGGAUGGACUUUAAUCAUGGCAGAGCGGCUAAAAGUUCUCGAUCUUGCAUGUUGCGAAUAUCUGACAUGCACUCCUGAUCUCUCAGUUUUCACAAAGUUGGAAAUUCUCGUCUUGAAAGGAUGUCAGAGGCUGGAGCAAGUCCACCCUUCUAUUGGCAAUGUUAAGAGCCUCGUUUCCUUGGACCUGAGUGGAUGUGGUAGUCUCAAUGAGUUACCAGGAGAAUUGGGCCAAUUAGAAGAACUGAAAGAACUUAUUUUAGAUUAUGCUGGUAUUACAAAGAUUCCUACGUCAAUCGGUUCUCUGAGGAAGCUGAAGAAACUGAGUGCCCGAGCUUGUCAGUCAUUGAGAGAAAUCCCUAGCUCAAUUGGAAAGUUGAAAAAACUACGGAGGCUAAGUCUUGAGUCCUGCAGCAGUCUUGAAGGGGAAAUUCCAAGGGAAAUCGGUAAUUUGUCUUCACUUGAGAUUCUCCAACUCACUGGAACACCAAUACUUGACCUGCCAGAAACCAUCACGAAUCUUUCCUCUCUCAAACAUCUUAGCCUAGAGGAAUGUCACAAGCUCAGGUCGCUCCCAGAGCUUCCUUCUGGCUUAAAAGUUCUGAGGAUCUCUAGUCGGAGUCCCAUGUUGCCACAGGGUUGUUGCCCAAUGCACCUAGAAACACUUCAUGUUUCAUGGACGCGAUCGUCAUCUUCUUAAAUACAUCCCAGAGCUUCCCUCAAGGUCCUUGAAACUUUGUGGUGCCUUAACUCAUUCAUAUAUGCGGCAAAGCGGCAAUUAUAAGGUAUUUGUCGAUCAACUCAUUUGUUGACAGCUUAUUCUCCUUUGUAUAGGCUGCAUUCAGUUCUCUGAGGAAGUUGGAGAAACUGAGUGCCAGAUUUGUUGGUGAUUGAGAGAAAUCCCUAGCUCAAUUGGGGAUUUAUGGAAUUUGCAACAUCUGAACUUAUU
This is a messenger RNA of Rhodamnia argentea, 1790 nucleotides long. Its product is annotated as disease resistance protein RUN1-like. NCBI's taxonomy places the organism in Eukaryota, Viridiplantae, Streptophyta, Magnoliopsida, Myrtales, Myrtaceae. The coding region runs from base 606 to 1541 and encodes 311 amino acids. Gene Ontology annotation, molecular function: protein binding. The record is from RefSeq and is a predicted model, not a curated record. The transcript has 4 exons.